Molecule: messenger RNA, 19382 nt
Organism: Podarcis lilfordi (Lilford's wall lizard)
Lineage: Eukaryota; Metazoa; Chordata; Lepidosauria; Squamata; Lacertidae
Source: the annotation of a GenBank genome assembly
GGACGGUUAACGGGAGCGGACCGGAAGUGGUGGGGGAGCGGGCUGCUCCGUCGGCCUCCUCGUUGCUCUGGGGAACAAUGUGGCGGAGGAGCGUCCUCCUUCCCGGGAGCUUCUUUGCCGGCCUUCGCCCGGGGGCCCGGCUGCAGAGGGCCGUGCCUUGGGGCAGGUACGGCUGCGGAGGGUGGGAAGACUCGGCACUCCUUUCCCAAGGACACCCAGAUUUCUCCCUCAGGAUAUGUGCAGGGUCUCCUGACCCUCGCGGGGUGGGCAGCGCACAGAAAUUGGAGGAGGGAAGAAAGCCCUGCUUAGGGAAGCUUUUAAUAUUGUAUUUUCAUAUUUUGCUGGACGCCGCCCAGAGUGGCUGGGGAAACCCAGCCAGAUGGGCGGUGUAUUGUUGUUGGUUGUUGUUGUACAAGGGCAGCAUUUCCCAAACUCAGGUCUCCAUCUGCUUUGGACUACAGUUCCCAUCAUCCCUGGUACUGCCAGAUAGUGAUCGUGUGAGUUGUAGUCCAGCAACAGCUGGAGAUCCAAGUUUGGUAAACACUGUACAGUACUCCUUCAGGUAGUGAUAAAGCGGGAUAUCAAAUCCAAACUCCUCCUCUUCUACUACUAGUGGAGAAGGUCUUGCACUUCCUUCCACUCCUACAGUGGUACCUCGGGUUACAUACGCUUCAGGUUACAUACGCUUUAGGUUACAGACUCCGCUAACCCAGAAAUAGUGCUUCAGGUUAAGAACUUUGCUUCAGGAUGCGAACAGAAAUUGUGCUCCAGCGGCACGGCAGCAGCAGGAGGCCCCAUUAGCUAAAGUGGUGCUUCAGGUUAAGAACAGUUUCAGGUUAAGUACGGACCUCUGGAACGAAUUAGGUACUUAACCCGAGGUACCACUGUACAAGUAUUCAGAUACAUGUCUCCCCCAGCUUCAUACUUUUGAUGAGGGAAAUGCAACAAACAUGCCCACCACUGUAAAAUGUGUGCUGGCCUUCAGAGAAUUAAGUAAAGGCCCCCCUGACCAUUAGGUCCAGUCGUGGCUGACUCUGGGGUUGCGGCGCUCAUCUCACUUUAUUGGCUGAGGGAGCCAGCAUACAGCUUCCGGGUCAUGUGGCCAGCAUGACAAAGCCGCUUCUGGCGAACCAGAGCAACGCACGGAAACACCGUUUACCUUCCCGCCGGAGUGGUACCUAUUUAUCUACUUGCACUUUGAUGUGCUUUCGAACUGCUAGGUUGGCAGGAGCAGGGACCGAGCAACGGGAGCUCACCCCGUCGCGGGGAUUCGAACCGCCGACCUUCUGAUCAGCAAGUCCUAGGUUCUGUGGUUUAACCCACAGCGCCACCCAAUGAUGAUGAUGUUGUACAAGGGCAGCGUUUCCCAAAUUCGGGUCUCCAUCUGCUUUGGACUACAGUUCUCAUCAUCCCUGGUGCUGCCAGAUAGUGAUUGUGGGAGUUGUAGUCCAGCAACAGCUGGAGAUCCAAGUUUGGGAAAUGCUGUACAGUACUCCUUCGGGUAGUGAUAAAGCGGGAUAUGAAAUCCAAACCCUUCUUCUACUACUACUAGUGGAGAAGGUCUUGCACUGCCUUCCACUACUAACGUGUUGGGUUGGUUGAGUCUGCGCCUCAAGCACUGCAGUCUUGUUGUACGUGGUGCUACCAUGUCUUCAUUUGCCAUGGGAAUUAGGUUGUACAAUAGAAUUUCUGAGCUUUGUAAUGAUUUAUUUUGAAAUCUUCAAGAUAAAAUAUUUUAAUUUCCUGUUAAUUGUGUUGCUUUAUAUUUGAGUUUCUUCUGUAAUGUUUUAUUCCGUGUUGUUUUAUUCAAUAUUUUAAUUUAGGUUGUAAACCCCUUUCAGAUUAAAAAUAUAAAGUGGUAUAGAAAUGAGUAGUAAUAAUAAUAAUAAUAACCCCCACUUUCCAUAUCAUUUUAGUAAGACACACAAGUACCUAGGCACCAGCCCUGUUUUGUGUACCAAAGAAGAUGACCCUACUCCUCCAGUCAAUAUCAAAGAUACAGAGACUUCACCAAACCAGGAGAACAAACUGCAAGCAACCACAAAGAAGAACUUGCUAAAUAUCAUUAGUGAAAUGAAAGUAGAAAUCAGUACAAAGAAGAAGUUCCAGAUGUUGAAAGCCCAGAAGAUUAAGGAUCAAACAACGAACUUGCCAGAAAAUAUGGAGAGUACAAGUAGCAUGUUCCAGAAAGCUACAGAAGACAAAGCUAAGAGGUAACUCUCUGGAUGCAUGUCUCUCAUUCUCUUUGUUCAUAAGUAUCAUGGAUUUUGGAAAGUACAUUCAUUGGGAGGUGUAGCUAAGAAUGUUACCAACUCCCAGAGAAAAAUAUGGACUGCUUGAUAAAAGGGCAACAAUAGACAUGAGUUCUGUCCCUUUCAGACAGAAUGAACCACUUUUGUAAAAGGCUGAGAGGAGGGACCUCCAUUUAUGCCCCCUUUUUUGGUUUUUCUGUAGAAAGUUGCUGCUUUGUUGGUCCUAGAUAAUACAUUAUGAACUAUCCUCCUUUGUUGUUGUUGUUUAGUCAUUUAGUCAUGUCCGACUCUUCGUCUUCUUGAUGUCUUCUGCUUCUGUUAGGUCCUUACCACUUUUGUCCUUUAUUAUGGUAAUCUUUGUACGAAAUGUUCCUUUCAUAUCUCCAAUUUUCUUGAACAGAUCUCUGGUUCUUCCCAUUCUGUUGUUUUCCUCUAUUUCUUUGCAUUGCUCGUUUAAGAAGGCCUUCUUGUCUCUCCUUGCUAUUUUUUGGAAAUCUGCAUUCGAUUUCCUGUAUCUUUCACUUUCUCCCUCGCAUUUUCCUUGCCUCCUCUCCCCCGCUAUUUGUAAGGCCUCGUUGGACAGCCACUUUGCUUUCUUGGAUUUCCUUUUCAUUGGGAUGGUUUUCGUUGCUGCCUCCUGUAUUACGAGCCUCCAUCCAUAGUUCUUCAGGCACUCUGUCCAGCAAAUCUAAAUCCUUAAACCUGUUCCUCACUUCCACUGUGUAUUCAUAAGGGAUUUGAUUUAGAUUGUAUCUUACCGGCUUACUAUCCUCCUAGAUAUUGGCAAUGCUAGUGUGUGAAAAAGCUAAGAGAGUGGGCUUCUCCCACAUUAUCACAGCAGUGCAGAAAGGAGCUGUCCCGGUUAAGCUCUUCUGAUGUUGGAUUCUCAACAUUCAUCAACCCCAGCCACCAUAGCCAAUAGUCAGGGAUGUUAGGUGUUGCAGUCCAGCAAUAUCUGGAAGGUUGCAGGUUCCCUAACUCCUGGCCUAGGGGGAUCAUGUUGAUAUUUUAGCAGGUAGUUACAAACUUGAGUCCACCAAACAUGCUUUCUUCUACUUUAUUAGCCGUAUUAAAAUAGGCAGUAUUAGAAAACAUGUAGUAAUUACACAGUAGCUUGUCUAACGGUGUCGUAUUUUCAUAUGAAUACAAUGUGGGAAACAAUGAGCAAAGGAAAAAUACAACCUGUUGUUUUAAUCUGUUUCGGCCCAGUAUACCUGAAGGAGCGUCUCCACCCCCAUCGUUCUGCCCAGACACUGAGGUCCAGCUCUGAGGGCCUUCUGGCGGUUCCCUCACUGUGAGAUGUGAGGUUACAGGGAACCAGACAGAGGGCCUUCUCGGUGGAACGCCCUCCCAUCAGAUGUCAAGGAAAUAAACAACUACCUGACUUUUAGAAGACAUCUGAAGGCAGCCCUGUUUAGGGAAGUUUUUAAUAUUUGAUGUUUUAUUCUGUUUUUUAUCUGUUGGGAGCUUCCCAGAGUAGCUGGGGAAACCUAGCCGGAUGGGUGGGGUAUAAAUAAUAAAUAAUAAUUGUUGUUGUUGUUAUUCCAACAGUGAAACACUCAAUCCAGAGCUGGUGGCAGCUGCCUCUGCUGUUGCAUCGUCCCUCCCUUUUGACAGGAAAAGGACAGUUUCAGAAUUGGUUCAACUACUGAAAAAGCAGAAGGAAGUCACUGAUGCACGUAAAAGCGAAGAAGUAACUGACAUAAGGUUUGCAAACUACAUGCUGUUCCCAAUAGUAUAUUGUGAUAUUUGUCACACUGUUGGUCAAAAAACAAAGUGAAGGAGGUUGCUGAUCUUUGAUUUGCUUUGCUUUAAAAUGUGCACCCUGCUUUUGGAGAUGAAGGACUAUAAGUGGCUUUAUAUAUAGAAAUUAUGGUUUUAUUAUGAUGCUUUGAAUAGGUUAAGGUAAAGGACCGCUGGAUGGUUAAAUCCAGUCAAAUUUGACUAUGGAGUGUGGCAUUCAUCUCCGCUUUCAGGCCGAGGGAGUCGGUGUUUGUCCACUGACAGCUUUUCCGGGUCAUGUGGCCAGCAUGACUAAAUUGUUUCUGGCACAACGGGAUACCAUGAUGAGUGCCAGAGUGCACAGAAAUGCUGUUUACUUUCCCGCCGCAGCAGUUCCUAUUUAUUUACUUGCGCUGGUAUGCUUUCGAACUGCUAGGUUGGCAGGAGCUGGGACGAAACAACAGGAGCUCAUUCCGUCACGCAGAUUUGAACUGCUUACCUUACAAUCAGCAAGCCCAGGAGGCUCGGUGGUUUAGACUACAGCACCACCUAUGUCCCUAAUGCUUUGAGUACACAAUAAACAUCUUAUUUUUUGUUUUGCCUAUUCAAGAGAAGCAACAUUUAAACACAAAUUUAUGGGCUAGCUUUGUCAGUGUUUCAAAACCAUGGCUGCUUCCUGUCUUAAGUGUAACUGUCGCAAGCAUGAUGUUUGUGAACUGCCGUAUCACAAUCGUGAUUCAGAGCCAUUAGUUAUAAGCAACUACUACAAGAUCUCUUUCCUUCUGACUCCAGGUUUUCUCCAUACUCACGGCGACCACACUUGUGCUAUGAAAUUUCAUUCCAUUUAAAUUUUUCCAGUUUGAGAUAAUCCCUUUAAUAGUGCCUAAUCUCCAGAGCCUAGGGCUUGCUAAUCUAAAGGUCGGCGGUUUGAAUCCCCGUGACGGGAUGAGCUCCCGUUGCUCAGUCCCUGCUCCUGCCAACAGCAGUUCAAAGCACAAAGUGCAAGUAGAUAAAUAGGUACCACUCCUGCGGGAAGGUAAAUGGCGUUUCCGUGCGCUGCUCUGGUUCGCCAGAAGCGGCUUAGUCAUGCUGGCCACAUGACCCGGAACCUGUACGCCGGCUCCCUCGGCCAAUAAAGCGAGAUGAGCGCUGCAACCCCCGAGUCGUCUGCAACUGGGCUUAUGGUCUGGGGUCUCUUUACCUUUACCUUUAAUCUCCAGUCCAGAUACUAUAUAUUAGCAGUAAGAAUAACAGUGCCUUGUGGCACCUGAAAGGCUAGCAGAAUUUUUAAGCUAUUCCUUUGGAAGAUAUAAUAUUCCUUUGGAAGAUAUAAUAUAAUAAUAUGACAUCCCCAUAUUUUAUUAGAAUUCUCUUAUUUCCCUCUCCUAACUGUCUAAUAAGAAUGAUGCAUAAAAAAGGUUUUGUUACUGGGCACUACUGGUUGCUCUUAUCCAAGUUAAAUAUUUGCCUUUUAGCAAAAUCUUUUGGCACUUCUCCAUUAUAGUUCCCUAUCAAAUAAAACAGUGGCUGUGUUAAUAUCCACCAAUCCCAUUUUAAGUACCAAGUAGGCUAGGUCUAUUGCACAACCCUCUUUCAUAAGGGCUAGUUACCUUUUCAGAUAUAAAUAAGGGGAUCACUGCUGUACCUUCUUAAUUAUGGGCUCAUUCAGAACUUCCUUUUGUGCCACACUUCGCAGGCACAGUUCCACACUUAAAAGCCCUGUGUCUGAGCCAUAGCUGUCAACUUACAGAUUUGAAAAUAAGGGAUCAGCAGCCAAAAUAAGGGAUUUUCCAAGCACAGGUAUGUUCAACUUCUGAGCCCACCCAAGCCAAAGGCAGAAAGCCGAGCCAGCAGCCAAACGAAGCCUCAAGCGGUGGUUCCCACAGCGCAGCAACCCGGCAAAGGGGAUGCAGCAAGGAAAACCACCGUCACCUCUUGACUGGGAAGCGAUGAGCCAAGGCGAGUCCUCAGGCAACACGGCCGAUUUGAUCGGCACAAGGCAUGCAAGCUCCAUCCCCCAGUCAUUCUUAUAGACUCCUUAUUGAGUGAGCAACGCAGCCAAGCAACACAGUUGGAGCCUCCCUCCUCCCUGGCCGGCAGGCAGGGAGGGAGAGGAGCUGCUUCCUUUGAAACCCGGGAAAUUUAAGGGACAUCAUCAAUAAGGGACAGCAGCGGGACACGGCACUGGGAUAAGGGACUUUCCUGCCAAAUAAGGGACGGUUGACAGCUAUGGUCUGAGCGGUUUGGUUUGGUUUUUGUCCUUGGCCUGCACUUUCCUUAGGAAAACCCAUGUUUUACUGCUGAAUCAGGGCAAAUGGCAAUAGGUUUUGCCAUUUGCUCUGUUUCAGUGGUAAAAUGCAGGUUUACCCAGGGAAAGUGCUGGGACAAAAAGCAAACGAAAAACACCAUUUGGAAAGGGAGCUUUCUGCCAGUAAAUCAUAGCUAAGCUGUUCUCCAUUUGUAGUAGCAUGUAUUACCAGUGGGUGUCACUGCUUUACAGAGUCUUCAUCCAUCAGUUUGUUUUGCAGAAGAGGAAGCACUGAAUGUUUGCUAAAUGGAAAUAACAACAGUGCAGAAUUUUGAGGAGGAAUGAGGUUUCUCUCAGUGAGUGGAAAUUAUGGCAUCAUUUUACAAAAACAUCAAAGGGUUGAGCUUCAUUACAAACAAAAUCUAGAAUUUAGGAGACAUCCUGAAUGUCCCAGCCUUCACAUUAAAGGUGAUAGUUAUUAUUCCAAGAAAUUUAUGAUCUUUACGAUCCAGUUUGACAAGAUUUAAUGAUCUGAUGAAUCCCACCCCCACCCCCACCCCCGCAAGCAAGAAAUCUGGGCCUUGUCUGUGUAACAUGUAUCUUGUUGACUUCCAGCUCAGAGGUUUAGUCUGUCCACAGAAAGUGAGGCAUGUUGCAAGGCAGUAACAUUUUGCUUGGAGGAAAGAAGAGCUUCUUUCAAAGGAGUUUGCUCUUCUUGUUACUAUGACUGCCAAGAAAGAUGCACGGAUAGCCACAUGAUGAAGGAAGCAAACUGUACCAUCCUUGCCAGGUCAACUUAACUGUGAUUUUUUUUCUGAUUUGGUCAUCACACUGACCACAAGUGAUGACAACAACAAGAGCAGAGUCUAGCACUCUUGUUUUUUUCCACAGUCAGAAUCUAAUGAAAUGAUUGAAUUUCAUUUCAUUGUUGAGUAAGGAAAGCAUUCAAACACCAGGCUGUGCUAUCCUGGCUUUUGCUGCCAUAUAGAUAUUCAGAUCUGAUACUUCUGGAGAAGUAUUCUUUCUAAAUAUUUUCCAAGAACAUUUUUGUCAAAUAUAUUCAAAUCAGAGUCUUUUUGUGUGUAUAUGUUCAGAAUGAGGGUGGUUUGCAAUCUGCUUACUGUCAGAGAUAAAAUAAUUAUCAUUCUCUUUGCCCAAGUAUUUAUUUAAAUCCUGUAUACUUGUCAUAUCCUGGCCGAUGUUCUAGACAGCUCUUGAUCAUCAUAAACCACCCUGGAUCAUUGUGAUCUUGACACUCUUGCUACAGUCUCACUUGGAGUUGUCUGAACUGUGUGUUAAGAGGCAAUUGCUCCUUGUCUGUUGAAGGUUUGGCCCUUACAUUAGUAGGCCUCAUUGCCCUUCUCCCUCCCACACUCCCUAAGGAGGAGAAGGGAGGGUCUCCCCUUUACCUCAAAAUACCCACUGAAGAGAUGCAGUGUGUGGUUUAGCAAUCACACGCCAAAGGAAACCCUGCCUCCAAACCCACUUCUCUCUACCUUGUGACCACCUUGGCCUACAAAUGGUGGCUACUGAGGAGGCAUUUUUCAGUCCCUGUCUGCUUACUUUUGUCAGCCAUCACAAUUAAAUCUCCCUUUCAUUCUUGAUCCUGCCUUGCAUUUGUGUGCUACUGUCUGCUACCAGCGAAGACAUGUGUUCUGAGGGAGCAGUAGGAUGUUUUACACAGACACCCAUAUUUUUGUGCAAGAAUUAAGGAAGUGCAGAGCCUCCUAUUCCGCCCCCCCCCCUUGAUCACUCCUCUAGCACAUCUAUACACAGAAACCCAUUUUACCAUUGUGAGAUGAGAAAGUAAAUGGCUUGAACAGGAGCAACAGAAUAUUGCACUGAAACUCACAGAUCGUGCCGCAGAGCUUAUUAUAUUAUUAUUAUUAUUAUUAUUAUUAUUAUUAUUAUUUAUUAUUUAUACCCUGCCCAUCUGGCUGGGUUUCCCCAGCCACUCUGGGCGGCUUCCAACAAAACACUAAAAUACAGUAACCUAUUAAACAUUAAAAGCUUCCCUAAACAGGGCUGCCUUUAGAUGUCUUCUAAAAGUUUGGUAGUUAUUUUUCUCUAUGACAUCUAGUGGGAGGGCGUUCUACAGGGCGGGUGCCACUACCGAGAAGGCCCUCUGCCUGGUUCCCUGUAACUUGGCUUCUCGCAGCGAGGGAACCGCCAGAAGGCCCUCGGCGCUGGACCUCAGUGUCCGGGCAGAACGAUGGAGGUGGAGAUGCUGCUUCAGGUAUACUGGACCUAGGCCUUUUAGGGCUUUAAAGGUCAGCACCAACACUUUGAAUUGUGCUCAGAAAUGUACUGGGAGCCAGUGUUUUAGCAAGGUUUUGAUAUGGUGGUGAUAGUGGCAAAUGUGGUUCACUUCUCUGCUGCCAUUGCAGUCAGCAUGCUGUUGUUGACUGGAAACAAUUGGGUGAUGAGGGGCCUGUGAACUACCUGAACUGCAUCACCUGGAGGGGAAGUAAUUUACAGGUCUUACCAGCCAGCCAGGUGGAGCCUAAGCCUGAGGCACUGCCUGCUUGUCACUCCUGCAGUUUUACUUUUAUGACCCUUGAGAAUGUGUUGACUAGUGCUUAGGACUAGUUAUGCCAUCACAUAUAGCCUAGAUCCCUUUCUCUACAUGAGAAUUGGCUGUUUCAAAGUGUUCUGUGUGCUGCUUCCUUCACGAGUAGGAAGUUUUGCUUGAUGUAAAGCUCUUAAUUCUUCUCAGAAGUUGGGAAGGAUGUGUAUAGUCAAACUGCGUUGAUGUAGCUGAACUGGUGAGAGAGUCAGUUUUAUUGUAUGUAGCCAAAGGCCUUUACAGUAGAUGACAGUGAAUAAAAGGAAACUUUCAUCUAAAAUCUUGCAUAGCUGCACUGAUUAUCUGCUGGCAUCCAUGCUCAAUUCAGUGUACAAGAUUAAAUUAGCAAGUUCUGCUAGCCAGGGCUUUUGCUAGUGCAAUAAGGCUUUCCCCCUCUCCUCCCCCCUCCCUAUGCCACUCCUUGGUUCUGGGGUUUGGGGAGAAUCUCCAGAACAAGACACAGUUGGAGGAAAGGGGGUGUUGUUCUGUCUGGCAAGCUUAAAUGUUUGUGUUUGUCAUAGCCCUGUGCUGAAUUCUUCCUAAUACGCUCUUACUGACCUACAAUGCCCUUCAAAGUCUGCAAUCUGCAUAUCUAGGAAACGAAUUCUUCCCAGGAAUGCUCUCUUCCUUCUCCACCUUUUCAGAUCUGUUGUUAGAAAACAAAACAUCGGGGUGGGGGGGAAGAGCAAGGCUUUCUCUAUAGCAGUCCAAACGUUUUAGAAGUCAUGCCCUUGUAACAGCUAUAUGUCUCAGUUGACAUGUGGAGGAAAUCCAUGUUCUAGUUCUAGCAAGAUUUUUAGGGAGUGGAGCACCCCGUGACAUUGCUGCUUUGGGUGAUUGGUUCAGGGGUGUGGAUGGUAACCUUAAGCAUUUUACUGCAGGCUAAUUAUAUUGUAGGGAUGCGGGUGGCGCUGUGGGUUAAACCACAGAGCCUAGGACUUGCCGAUCAGAAGGUCGGCGGUUCGAAUCCCCGCGACGGGGUGAGCUCCCGUUGCUUGGUCCCUGCUCCUGCCAACCUAGCAGUUCGAAAGCACGUCAAAGUGCAAGUAGAUAAAUAGGUACCGCUCCGGCGGGAAGAUAAAUGGCGUUUCCGUGCGCUGCUCUGGUUCACCAGAAGCGGCUUAGUCAUGCUGGCCACAUGACCCGGAAGCUGUACGCCGGCUCCCUCGGCCAAUAAAGCGAGAUGAGCGCCGCAACCCCAGUCGGCCACGACUGGACUUAUUGGUCAGGGGUCCCUUUACCUUUACCUAAUUAUAUUGUAAACUGAGAAUUAUUUUGUUAAACUGGGAAACAGGUGGGAGAUACGGGGUGUGUGUGGGUUUUUUAACGUAACCGAAUAUCACAGGAAGGUAGAUAAUGUGAAAAGAGUAUUGCUGGGCUGUACUGAGCAUGUUUCUUAACAAACACUGAUCUUAAUUUCAGCAACAUCGUUGCAAACAUGAAGAUUGGGAGGAAUCCACUGACAAGGGAUGCUGCUAGCCCAACCAAUCAAAUUCGGUUUGAUGAUGAUGGACGAGGUUUUAUGCAUGAAAGAACACUUGCUGGUAGAAUGAGAAGGUACUUUUUCUAGUGUUCCUUGGCAUAUUCUACUUCCUGAUAGAAAGCAUCUUUGUUACACUCAAAAGGGGUUAUACGGUGAUGGUCAAAUGCCAGUUGGCACAUUCAGUGAAAGAUGGCUGAAUAGGAGGGACUGCGCUGUGUUUGAGAUCAGAUGACACCCAGAGCAUUUAGUCUGAAAGACCUAUCCUACAACCCCCCUUGGGUGUUAAGAUCAGCAGAGAGGGGCCUUCUUGGGAGUUCCAAUGCCCUAAGAAGUUUAUUUAUUUAUUUUCAUUUAUUUUUAUUAAUUUUCCAAAAAAAUUAAACAAACAAACAUACAUACAUCCUGUUUGAAUCUUGGUAACAUUAUUAAGUGACUUCCUCAAAUCCCCUUGGUUGAAUUUCAUUAUAUAUCCAUUUAACAGUUUUCCAAAAUCAAUUUUCUCAAAAAAUUAACUCGAUCACUUAACAUCUUUCAUUCUUUCUAAUUUAGCUUUAAACAUCUUAAAUCCUAUCUUUACAUAUUUUAAUCGAAAGCCUAUCUAAUAUUUGCAAGCUUUUCCAGUUCAGUUAUUUUAACAUAUUUAACUAAAUAGUCUUUAAAUUUUGUCCGUUCUUCCUGGUACUCCUCCUCCUCCUGGUCACGGACUCUUCCAGUCAGGUUGGCUAGCUCCGAAAAGUCCAUCAUCUUCAUCUGUUGGUACUUGUGUUUUCCAAUUCUUCGCUAACAAAAUUCUUGCUGCGGUUGUGUCCUAAGCCAAUGUGGUGUAGUGGUUAAGAGCGGUAGAUUCAUAAUCUGGUGAACCGGGUUCGCGUCUCUGCUCCUCCACAUGCAGCUGCUGGGUGACCUUGGGCUAGUCACACUUCUCUGAAGUCUCUCAGCCCCCCUCACCUCACAGAGUGUUUGUUGUGGGGGAGGAAGGGAAAGGAGAAUGUUAGCCGCUUUGAGACUCCUUCGGGUAGUGAUAAAGCCGGAUAUCAAAUCCAAACUCUUCUUCUUCUUCUUCGAAGUUUUUUUUUUUUAAAUAAUUUUUAUUAAGUUUCCAUUUACCAAAUUAAACAUAUCAAACCAAUUAAUCCAAAUUAUAACAAUACACAUCAUAUAAUCCAAUUAUUUCCCAAUUGUAGGUUUUUUGUGGGGGGUACCCAUGCUUCUUGAUCGGCAGGAGUCCAAUCCUCGAAUAUUUCUGCUGCUUUCAUAUUUAGAAUGAUAUUUUCAGUCCCUCUUCACGAUCCUUGUCGUUACUCAUUUUCCUUUCCAUUCGCCUCCAAAUUAUCUCCGCAAGUGGGUUAAAAAAACAAUUAUUUAUAUUUCUGUGUGGAUUCUAUAUUGCUCUCUCGUGAAUCACUCUCAUCCAAUAGUCCAGGUGUUUCCACUCGAGCGGGCAAUCGUCAUCUUGUCAUUCUGAUGAAAUACAGUCUAAAAGCCCACUCAUUAACUUUCCAGACCUAUUGCAUCGUAAAUUAGUCUUUUCCAGGAGGGCUGCCCCUUCCAGUUCACAGUCCCAUCCAGAUAACAAAUCUUCGGCUCGCCCUCCCUAAGACCAAACUCCCUGCAACAGAUGUCUGUCCUUCUGUAUCAAAUCUCAAUUCUUGUUGCGUCACAAAGAGAGCCUUUGUUUUUCCAAGUCCUUCACAGAAUAAAACCUUUGAAUUCAUAUUAUUUUCCCCCACACAGCUCAUUUUUAACCCCAUUUGCCAAUUAGUUAUUGUGACGGAUCUUUUAAGGGGGGGGUUAUUAGGUAAUCACAUGAAACAAAAAAUAAAAAGUAGUUUUCCCCCCCCUUUCCGUUCCGUUGCCUUCCACAUACCAGCAUGUCUGUAGUACUUUUUUUUUGUAGUACUUUGAUGUAAUCUUCCGUCUCAAUCUUCCUUUCAGUGGCAAAAUUAUUAGCAGAUAAAACCUCCUGCCUCUCUCGAAGCAUGGGCGUUAGCUUUCUCCAAUUUUUUCCUUUUAAGUAACGCAACUAGUUUCGCUCCUGGAAGCAGCUUCGGAGGAGUGCCGAGACCCGCCGAGGGUUAUGCACCCAGUGCCUCGCACCCCCUCCUUCUUCCGAACUCGGGGGUGAUUUAUGGCAACCGUGGGUGAAAACUCCGUCUUUCCAUUCCCUGGAGAGACGAAACGGACUGAUUUACUCCCCGUAAUCAGCCUCAAAUUACCUCGUGCGGGCUGGAUAGAUGGUAUUAUCCGCCAUCUUCCAAGGCGCCCCUAGCGGCCCCCCCUCUUCUAAGAAGUUUAGGUGUUGUUGACCAGGAGAAGGCAUUCUCUGUGGCAGCUCCUCUGUUGUCGAAUUCCCUCCCUACAGAGGUACACCUGCCACCUUCAUUAUAUACCUUCUACCAUAUGAUGAAUACUUGGCCUUUGACAUAUGGGACAUGUGUUUUGGGGACCCACCCUAUUCCUGUGACUAGUUUGCUUUAAAUUUAUUUCAUGCUGAAUUUUGGAUUGUUGUGAGUUACCCCGGGUCCUGGGCAGGUAAUAAACAUUUUGUUGUUUAGUCGUUUAGUCAUGUCCGACUCUUCGUGACCCCCUGGACCAGAGCACGCCAGGCACUCCUGUCUUCCACUGCCUCCCACAGUUUGGUCAGACUCAUGUUUGUAGCUUCGAGAACACUGUCCAACCAUCUGUCUAAUAAAUAUAAUAAAUAAUAACAAAUUCCUAUGUAGCUCUGGGCUCACUACCUCUGAGAGGUGGAGCAGUGUUUUGGCCUAAAUACAAUUUUAUAAACAACUUUUGAAAUCUUAGUAGUCUUGGUAAAUUACUUGCAUUUGUUUGGAGAGUACAGAACAAUGCAGACCAUUGAAUCCUGCCCUCAACCACUGGGAAUCUUCUUAUUCAACAAGCCCUCUGGUUUUUUGAAGUUUCAUCAUUCAUUGCCUGUGCACUUGCAAGUGUAUCUUUGUAGUCAUAAGGUCUAGGAGAUUGUUUUAUUCAUUAAGAACAGGAACACAAAGUAGUAUAAACAGGCUGUUCAGUAAGUGCAUAUUCUGGCAUCACAUUUAGAAACUCACCUGGGUUUGUGCAACACAGAUUAACAGUGCUAUCCCCAGUGGAACCUGAGGCAGAACACUAUGACACUAUUAUUGCUAUUUUAAUAGAUUUCCCCCCUAUUUUUUUUACCUAGAAAAGGACUGUUUUCAGGGAAAAGACUUGAUAUUUUUGCUCCUACUUCUGAAACAGAAGAAGCACUUGAAACAGGUGAGUUGAAAAACGGUAGGAACAAAAAAGCAAACAAGAUAAUUUAAUAUAACAAAACUCAACCUGUGGCAAUACAGUGUUGCCCUAGGGAAGUGACUUGUGUGCUAUGUCUCCAUAGCUUAGAAAAGACGAAUUUCUUAAUGGAAUCUGGUUCUCAAAGCUGCCUCACUGUAAAACAAAUAAUUUUGAUGCUGGAGAAAAUUAAUCAUAGAAUCAUAGAAUCAUAGAGUUGGAAGAGACCACAAGGGCCAUCGAGUCCAACCCCCUGCCAAGCAGGAAACACCAUCAGAGCACUCCUGACAUAUGGUUGUCAAGCCUCUGCUUAAAGACCUCCAAAGAAGGAGACUCCACCACACUCCUUGGCAGCAAAUUCCACUGUCGAACAGCUCUUACUGUCAGGAAGUUCUUCCUAAUGUUUAGGUGGAAUCUUCUUUCUUGUAGUUUGGAUCCAUUGCUCCGUGUCCGCUUCUCUGGAGCAGCAGAAAACAACCUUUCUCCCUCCUCUAUGUGACAUCCUUUUAUAUAUUGGAACAUGGCUAUCAUAUCACCCCUUAACCUCCUCUUCUCCAGGCUAAACAUGCCCAGCUCCCUUAGCCGUUCCUCAUAAGGCAUCGUUUCCAGGCCUUUGACCAUUUUGGUUGCCCUCCUCUGGACACGUUCCAGUUUGUCAGUGUCCUUCUUGAACUGUGGUGCCCAGAACUGGACACAGUACUCCAGGUGAGGUCUGACCAGAGCAGAAUACAGUGGCACUAUUAACUUCCCUUGAUCUAGAUGCUAUACUCCUAUUGAUGAUUAAUAAUUGUGUGUGAAUCUUUGUGUGCAGCUCAACAUUUGUGGCGAUUUCAUUGGUAUGUUUUGGGCGGCCAGCUUAAAGCUGCGCAUCCAUGCGGUACAAAAAGCUGGGUUUGCAGUCAACACUGCACAUUCCUGGCUGCAAAGGAAGAAUUGGAAGCACCUUUAGAGCAUGCGUGCAACGCUUUCCUUUGAAGUUGGGUCACCUGACAUAAUGAUUGACAGGUGAUUGUUGGGUGGGUGGUCUCACCCUCAUCAAACCCUGGUCCACAGGACCUGCGGGAGCUCAGAAUCUGGGCCACUAGCUAGCUGUUGUUCACCGUCCUGGCUGUACAUCAUAGAAAUAGAGCUCAUUGAACUUAAUGGACUUUUUACUAUUUAUUAGAUUGUGCCAAAGAAAGCUGCCAAUUUUCUUAUAUUAGUUGCACACAGUUAACACAACGUGUAUAAAAUUUGUCUAGAAGUGCUAAAUACUAGUUUUUCCUCCAAUCUGAAUUGGGGAGAAAUAUAUGAUUUAUUAAGAAUCCAAAUAUUUGAUCCUAAGUUGUUGUAAAGGUUUGUUUCUGGGGUUAGAUGGGAUUUUUUUUGGGGGGGGGGUUCUUGAGGGCCUCUCAUCAACCUCCCUCAAGCUCUUUCACACUUUUGAAUACAUUCAGUUGCUUACAUGUGGAAUUCACAAUCCACAAAAUCUGUACUACUAGAACCGCCCAAUUGUAUCCCAACUUUCUUAGAAGAGAGAAGGAUGAAUUUCCUGAUGCAUUAUUUUGUUUCCAGGUAAUUAAGUCCUUUGACGUUGAUGUUGAACUAGAUACCGUGGACCUAAUUCAGAGAAAAUGGGGACCUUUCAUUGGGACUGAAGCAUAUGACAACUUUUUCUAUAUUGUGCUCCUGUUCCAUAUAAUAGUAACAAUGAUAUCAAGCAAACACCCAUUCCCUUUCAUGCCAAAUUCUGAAAAUAUUGUGAUUUCUGUUAAUCCAACAGUCUUGAGGCUAGUAAAGUACAGGCAACUCUGUGUGGAAAAUGAGGAGAAAAAGCCAUGUGCUGAUAUUUUAAUAUGGCCUGAGAAUAAGUUUGUUUUCAUAAUUCUGGCACUGAAUGGGCUUAUAUUGCAGCAGCACAAAGAAGCAGCUAUUACAGACUUUUGAAACUACAGCUCUUCCAGGUUUUGUUAAAGUUAGCAAUCCUGAUUGUUUUUUUGUCAUCUCCAGCCACCAGCAAUUGCAUGGCAAAUGUUGGCUUGUUGGCUUAUUUGUUUCCUUUUAUAAACAGUGACACCACCAACACUUUGGGAUCUGGAGCUUGCUAAAGAAAUUGAAGCUGUCUGUCAGCAAGGACCUCAGAAUGGCUUUGAGGAGAUGAUACAGUGGACUAAGGAGGGGAAACUAUGGGAAUUUCCCAUCAACAACGAAGCUGGUAUGUGCCUUGAAAAGUUCUUGGCUUGUCCAGUUUUGCUUUCUUUGCCAUUUCCCUGAUUUGGUACCCUUCAGAAAUUUUGGACUAUAACUCUUCAUCAACUUUAGCCAGCACAGGGCUUGGUGGGAGUUGUAGUUCGAAAUAUGCGGAGGGCACCAGGAUGGGGAAGGCUGUACUAUACUACUUUAUCAAUGAUGUGAGGAAUUGCUCUUGGAAGUUUCAUACUAGGUUUUGUUUUGUUUUUAUAAUCUUUAUGGGAAAAUAUGAAGUAUAAAAUUAUGAGCGUACAAGGCCAAAUAAGUCAUGAAAAGAAUAGAAUAAAAAAAAACACCCGUGUAAAAAAACAAAACAAAAACAGUAUAAAUAUUACAUGAUGGUUAUUGUAGCUAACCUAAACUUAACCUAAUGCAGUGUUUAUAGAAGUGAAUUCCAAAUAUCAUAAAAUUUGUCCAUGGCAAGUCUACGUUUGUAUGCAUCUGGUUCAAGAGUUGCAACUUUGUACAUAUCUUCUAUCCAUUCAUUGAAGGGAGCUGAAAACACAGUACUUCCAAAUGAACACAAUUCACACAUCAAGGGAUGGCCUAUCACUGGGGGGGCCAACUCCCAAGAGGCUGCGAUCUACUCACAAAGUUAAAAACUGGCAGUGAAAAAGGCAAAGUUGUUGAGCUUUUUUUAGGAAGGAAAGCACUUUUUGGGAGGAGUUCAGGUCAAAGUGUUUUUAGGGAGGAGGAAAGCCCUGUUUUUUAGGACUGCAAGGAAAAAAGCUUAUUUUUGGGGAACCAAAGUUGUUGAGCUGCUUUGGGGGGAGCCAGUGAUCUACCAUAGAUGUCCAGUGAUCUACCGGUAGAUCACAAUCUACCCGUUGGAUGUGCCUGGCCUAUCAAAUAAUAAAUACACUUUGCAGUUCAGUCACAAGCGGGGCCAUAAUCUUAUUAUAGUUGGUAGAAGCAUAGUAAAUUUAAAUUACCAGGAGCAAUGCAGCAGAGCAGUGGUUCGCCUCAAAAUACUUUAAAAGCCUUUCUUCCCCCUAACCAGUCAGUUGUUACACUGAAUUUUAAAGCUGUUUUGCAUUUUAAAAGACUUAAAACAUCAAGAUGGCUUUUUAAAGUUCAGGAAUAUCAAUUAAUAUGGAUAACUUAAGCUUUUAAGCCAUUUAGUGAUGCAUUUCCUAAUUCUGGUGUUUUGCUAAAUUGAUUUAACGAAACAAAAUUCAUAGGCAUUUCAUGACUUGGUCAGGGGAUCUUUAAUUCUUGGUGAAGCAAAUUAGUUCUGUGACUGGAAUAAAUUACAUGACUCAAUAAAAUGGAUUCGAGUAGCUCCACUGAAAUCAAUGGAAUUCAUGGUAGUCAUGACUCAGUCCCAUAGAUCAGUGAGUUUACUGUAAGUAUGGCUAAGUUUGGAUCCCACUUUAUACAUAUUUUGCAAUUUCAACAUUUUCUGGGGCAAAAUAAUGGUGGCAAGGAAGGGGAUGGUAUAUAUGGAAGAUAAAUCCCACUAAACCUUUUCUGUGUUCAUUCUCUGGCUAACAGCUUAACUGUUAAUUUUGCCGUGAUCUGACAGUUAUUGUGGUUGACUUUGUUAGGACUUGAAGAUGAUGCGGAAUUUUAUGAGCAUAUAUUUCUGGAUAAAUACUUGGAAGACUUCCCCAAGGAGGAAUCAAUUCGCCAUUUCAUGGAACUUGUAACCUGUGGACUUUCCAAAAACCCAUACUUAAGCGUUCAAGAAAAGGUAGAACAUAUAGCAUGGUUCCGGAAUUACUUCAAGGAAAAGGAAGAGUUGCUGAAGGAAAUUGAAGCACAUCGGAAGGAAGUCUUGCUUCAAAUGGAGAAUCAAUCGAAGUGAAAACUUCUGAAAGAAAAUGAUGCGUUUAUGUAAAUACAUAUUGGACACUUACAGAAGCUAAUGUGGAAAAGAGAUGAACUGAUAAAAAAUAUUAUUAAAACCGCUGGUCAUGGCUGUUAUUUUAGGAGAAGAUGGUGGUCAGCAUUUCAUCAAUACCAAAAUUGGGCAACCACUUCGUAAUUCUUUUUGCAGAUUGUUCUCCAUAAUCUUUGAUGCAGUUGACAUGGAAGUGGAUCACAGAAAAGGUCCAGCUUGUAUUCAGAUCAUAAACCUGACUGAUAAAACUUCUUCCAGUGAGAUAUGAAUGGUAUGUGUAUCUUGAAGGCCAUAAACAACUCCUUUCCUUUAAACUCUAGUAAAACCACUUAGAUUUAACUUUAGCUUGAAUACCCUCAUCCAAAUUAACCAUCCUUGCCAAAAACUGGUUCUGAUCAAAAUUUGCUGCUCCAGGGUCUGAUGAAUAUAAGAAACAGAGCUGUGUGAUCUCACUCAUACGUAUAUCUAUAUAAAAUAACUAGGGGCUGCCAGCCCCCCAUACCAACUCACUUCCUCCCUUUACACCUCACAAAAAUGUCCCAUCCCAUCACAACUCCCAAGUCCCUAUAUGCCUUCACAGUUCCUCUGUAUCCCUUCAUCCCUGUUGUUUAAAACACAGUUGUUCAAAUAGCCCAGUUUAAAACCUCUUUUGCUCCCUUCCCACAACCUGACUUCAUGCAAUUCCAGGACUGAGAUGUGGCCCUGCAAAUCCUCCAGUGGGGCUGUGUGAUGAUAGCCUUACAUUUUUAUGUAUAUAGGAAGAUAAUGAGAUAGAAUUGAAUCGUGAAGGAUUUGAACGCAACUUCUGCCCCUAUUCUUUCUUUUAAAAAACAACAACAUCCAGAUAGCGUCUGAAUUAACUCAGCACCGCUUCCUUUAAUUCGACCACAUCUUGCUGCUGCUUGAUGAAUCAGUUUCUGAAGGUUCCCCUUUCAUUGGGGAAUAGAAAAGGGUUGAAUCAUCUCCCACAAGAUGUCAGCAUUUAUCUAUUUUCCUAGGCUUGAUGUAGGCUUCCUCUGCUCAGACUUUAACGAAGAGUAACCUAGCGAUAAUCAAACAACCUGCAAGAGAAGUUGUUAUUACAAAAUGAGUCAGGGGAAAAAACUGACAAAAAAACCAGUCUCUGACAUGCUCCUUGGUAGCUGCUUUUAACUCAUAAAUUCUGAAUACAGCAUUUUCUUCAACACAAGAUGAAAUACAUUGGGAGUGUAUCCAUGCAGCCCAGAAAGCCUCCUAGUGCAAUAAAACUUGGGAAGGGCUAGUAUGGAAACUUUAAAAGGAGUGGGGGAUAGGCUCCUUCAGGAAUAAUAUAAUAAUAAUUUAUUAUUUAUACCUUGCCCAUCUGGCUGAGUUUCCCCAGCCACUCUGGGCAGCUUCCAACCAAGUGUUAAAAACAAUCCAGCAUUAAAUAUUAAAAACUUUCCUAAACAGGGCUGCCUUCAGAUGUCUUUUAAAAAGAAGAUAGCUGCUUAUUUCCUUCACAUCUGAAGGCAGGGCAUUCCACAGGGCGGGCGCCACUACCGAGAAGGCCCUCUGUCUGGUUCCCUGUAACCUCACUUCUCGCAAUGAGGGAACCGCCAGAAGGCCCCUGGCGCUGGAUCUCAGUGUCCGGGCUGAACGAUGGGGGUGGAGACGCUCCUUCAGGUAUACUGGGCCUUUGAGGCCGUUUAGGGCUUUAAAGGUCAGCACCAACACUUUGAAUUGUGCUCGGAAACGUACUGGAAGAAGUGUACGAUAUAAAUUAAUUAAAUAAAUGCAAAUAGAAAGCCUUC